This is a messenger RNA of Capra hircus (goat), 1429 nucleotides long. Its product is annotated as cationic amino acid transporter 3-like. Bases 140 to 1429 code for a protein of 429 amino acids. Gene Ontology annotation, biological process: transmembrane transport; amino acid transport. Gene Ontology annotation, molecular function: amino acid transmembrane transporter activity. The transcript is spliced from 8 exons. Gene Ontology annotation, cellular component: plasma membrane. Lineage: Eukaryota; Metazoa; Chordata; Mammalia; Artiodactyla; Bovidae. The record is from RefSeq and is a predicted model, not a curated record.
UCAGGGACUUCCCUCUUUGGUUUUUGGACAAAGAUCAGCUCCUGCCGUGCACGACUUACCCUCAGCCUCCCUGACUGACCCAGUGCUCCAGGCUCUGCUCCAAGGAUCCACAGAUCACAGCUCCUCAACUCCAUCCAGGAUGCGGUGUCAGGAUCUCCACCAGUUUGGUCAGAAGCUGGUCCGCAGGCAGCUCCUGGAGCCCACCGAGGAUUCUGAGAGUCCCACGGCUCCUCUGAACACCCUGAAGCUGGUGGCCUUCGGUGUGGCCAGCACCCUGGGGGCCGGCGUGUACAUCCUGGUGGGAGAAGUGGCCAUGUUCAUCGCUGGGCCAGCGAUCGUCAUCUCCUUCUUGGUGGCCGCCCUGUCUUCUGUGUUGUCUGGGCUCUGCUAUGCCGAGUUUGGGACACGGGUCUCGUGGACUGGUUCUGUGUAUCUUUACAGCUACAUCAGCAUGGGAGAACUAUGGGCUUUCAUCACUGCCUGGAACCUCAUCCUGUCCUAUGUCAUUGGCUCGGGCAGCGUGGCCAGGGCCUGGAGCAUCGCCUUCGCCAGCCUGAUUGGGAACCACAUCUUUCAGGCCUUAGAGGGAACUUUCUCUCCAUAUAUGCCCUACUAUCUGGCCAAGUAUCCAGACUUUGUCGCCCUGUCCCUGGUGCUGUUGCUCACGGGAGUACUGGUUCUGGGGGCUCGUGAGUCAGUCCUGGUUGGAAAAAUAUCCACAGGCAUCAACCUUUUGGUUCUCAGCUUCAUCAUCCUCUCUGGCUUCAUUAAGGGAGACCUGCACAACUGGAAGCUCACAGAACAGGACUACACAUUGAACACGUCUGAAUCUGGUGACAUCUAUAGCUUGGGCCCUCUGGGUUCUGGAGGGUUUGUGCCCUUCUACUAUGACGGAAUUCUCCAUGGAGCAGCUCUAUGUUUCUACUCGUUUGUGGGUUUUGAUGACAUUGUCACUAAAGGGGAAAAAGCCCCAAAUCCUCAUCGCUCCAUCCCCAUCAGCAUCAUGAGCACGGUCUUCAUCUGCUUUUUGGCGUAUUUUGGUGUCUCGGCGACUCUCACCCUCAUGGUGCCCUACUACCAGAUUCAGCCUGACAGCCCUUUUCCACAGGCUUUCGUCCAUGUUGGGUGGGGCCCUGCCAGAUAUGUCGUGGCUGUUGGCAUCCUCUGUUUCCUUUUAUACAGACUGCAGAGCUCCUUGUUCCCCGUGCCUCAGGUGAUCCAGGAAAUGGCAGAGGAUGGGCUCCUUUUCAGAGGACUUUCUCGGACCCAUGCCUGCACAAAGACCCCCAUCAUGGCCACCAUGUCCUCUGGAAUUCUUGCAGGGAUCAUGGCGUUGCUCUUUGAGUUCAGUAAUCUGGUGGACCUCAUGUCGAUUGGACACCUGCUGGUUUACUCCUUGGUGGCGUUCUUUGUCCUUGUCCUCAGGUGA